AUCUCUUCUUGCUUAUUAUCAUUGACCAGUCACCACUCAAUUAGUAUAGUUGUCACAAUGUGUUUGAUCAGAGAGCCCGGUGUGAUAUAGUUCAUUUGUUUCUGUUUGUAGAAAUGAAGGAAUUGCACACCAGUCAGACGGUGAAAAUCCCUAAGGGAGUGUCUGCCAGUGUUAAGGCAAGGAAGGUAAUCAUCAAAGGACCUCGAGGAACUUUAACAAGAACCUUCCGUCACUUGGCUGUAGAUAUCACCAUGGUUGGCAAGAACACUGUCAUGGUAGAGAAAUGGUUUGGCAAACACAAGGAGCUGGCUGCUGUAAGGACUGUGUGCAGUCACAUAGAGAACAUGAUCAAGGGGGUUACCAAGGGCUUUCUGUACAAAAUGAGGUCAGUGUAUGCCCAUUUCCCCAUCAACUGUGCAGUACAAGAGGGUGGAGGUUCAGUGGAGAUUAGGAACUUUUUGGGAGAAAAAUUUGUCAGGAAGGUGGGCAUGUUGCCAGGGGUGUCCAUAAAGCCCUCUACACUGAAAGAUGAGUUCAUUUUGGAGGGCAAUGACAUAGAGGCUGUGUCUACAUCAGCUGCUUUGAUCCAGCAGUCCACAACAGUGAAAAACAAGGAUAUCCGAAAAUUCUUGGAUGGUAUUUAUGUGUCAGAGAAGACCACAGUUGUACCCUCUGAUUAAAAGAACUGCAUAGAAAAUAAAAUAAAAUAAAACCA
Molecule: messenger RNA, 715 nt
Organism: Magallana angulata
Lineage: Eukaryota; Metazoa; Mollusca; Bivalvia; Ostreida; Ostreidae
Product: 60S ribosomal protein L9-like
Exons: 4
Coding region: 114-680 (188 amino acids)
Biological process (GO): cytoplasmic translation
Cellular component (GO): ribosome; cytosolic large ribosomal subunit
Molecular function (GO): rRNA binding; structural constituent of ribosome
Source: RefSeq, a predicted model, not a curated record